This is a messenger RNA of Anthonomus grandis grandis, 4402 nucleotides long. RefSeq lists its product as uncharacterized. The transcript has 13 exons. The record is from RefSeq and is a predicted model, not a curated record. NCBI's taxonomy places the organism in Eukaryota, Metazoa, Arthropoda, Insecta, Coleoptera, Curculionidae. Gene Ontology annotation, molecular function: protein binding. Bases 42 to 4400 code for a protein of 1452 amino acids.
AAACAUGACAACCAAACAGUAAAAAUACCCCCCCAUGGAAAAUGGAACGAUUAUGUGAAAACCCAUCACAUCCAUCCUUUAAACUUCCCGCGGAGAGCAUCCAGGUGAUCCUAAAGUAUGAAAAAUCCUUAUCCCCGAUCCUUUCUCGCCUCUCGGUGGAUAACAGGGUGGACCCAUCACGUUCAAGCACCUUCGAAUCCUCACAAGACGAAAUCCCUUAUCGCUCCUCAAAGAGGAGUUUGCAGAAAGUCACCUGGGAGGAAGAUUCUUACGAAGGAAUCGUGGUGAAUGGAAACUUACACGGCUGGGGAUUGUAUUACACCCAACGAGGGAGUCAAAGGUACUUCUACGACGCCCAAUUCUACAUCAACAAACUGGAAGGAUACGGGGAGAUUUUCUACGAAAACGGCUCCUAUUUCCAGGGUUUAUUUAAGAAGCAACUCCGUUACGGUCCAGGGGUACUGACUUACCCCAACGGGAGUCAGGACGUGGGGUUCUGGAACGGAUUUAAGCUGAUAAGGCUUACUUGUGUGGUCGGUAACGACCUGGUGCCCAAAAUAGCCAACACACAACUGGGUAGAAGUAAGCUGAUGUGCAACAGGUACCUUGUGCAACUGGAAAACAACAAUUUUAUGGAAGAACACGUGUUUCCUUCAAUGGAAGAAAAACCAUCUAAAUACCUGGACCAGGUGCAUAACAUUGACGUGAGGAACCCAAACAGCCUGUUCUUCCACAAGAAGUUCUAUGACGAGCAAUUCUUCAGGGGUGAGGAGUGCACUAUAAACGUUGUGGUGGAAGAUGGAGGAACUUCGACACCAGAAUAUAUAGAUGAAGCAUUAUUUCAAGAGCGCACAACCAUUUUGAGGAGGAAAAUUAAGGAAGUGAGUGACAGCUGGGAAACUUUUGCCGCUUUAAAAAAGAAUCUGAUCGAUAAAGUUGAGCAGUGUAGAGUUUGCUGCAAGGACCAAGUGUCCCAGGCAGAAAAUACCAUACAAGAAGAAGAAGAAGAAGAGGAGCAACUUAAUGUCGCUGAUUCUGUUUCUCCCAUUGCCUUUAAGCUUGUCGCAACCUCAGAAACUCCGACCGAGUCAAUUUUUGACUCUCAACUCUUGGUCGGUCGCAGUGGGUUGAUUUUUCAACCGGUAGAAGUCUCGCAGACUCACAGUAACAUUGAACCAGUGCCUGCCUUGAUGAGUAAAGAGUCCCAAGUGGAGGUGGGACCUUUUAGGGAAUUCACUUGUUCUUGUGAAGAAGAGAUCACUGAUGAUUUGCAAUAUAUGGAAGACCAACUGGAGAAUAUCAGUAGACAAGAGCUUUAUUAUAGAAACAUCCGCGAUGAACUACAAAAAAAACUAAACAAAAUGAUAGAAACCGAAGAAAAAACUAACCAGACAAAGUUCCAGUACAAAAAAGUGAAAGUGAACGAACUGUGGGCCUGGAACAACGAAGAAACGUUGAUCGAAAUGCAAAAACACUGCUUCAGGCACCGAAACUCCGAGGAUAUGGUCAACUUUGACGUUCCCAGUUUGAUUUUAGGCGAAAGAAAAACCUUUGGCCCUACAGGCGAACAUGAAGAACUCUGCCAAAAAUUCCUCCUGGCUUGCAGUAAAGGUAACAAGAACUUCGUGAAAAAAUGCCUGAGACAGGACCAGGUACAUCCCAACGUAACAGACGCCCGAGGUAACAGCGGGAUGUUCUUUGCCGCAUCGAAAAACCAACAAAACGUCAUCUCCAUUUUAACGAACUUCGGUGGGAAACUCGAUCAGCUGAACGACGAGCAGUUAACCCCUUUAUCGAUGACAUUGUUGCAGUACAUUUGUGUGAAAAACAAUUGCGAAGACUGGGAGAAGGCGUUUUUACCUAGCAGUACUGCCUGCAAGGUACCUGACUUACCAAAAUGGUAUCAGGUCAAGUCGUUUUUCAGUAUGCCCUCGGGAUCCUCUUUGAAUUCCAGUUUACUGGACCAAGAGUACGCUGAAAGUAACCAUAGGAUUAUAGAGUUGUUCCAAAGGAUCUCAAAUAUGCCUAUAAAAAGAGGGAGCUUACGUAAGGCGGCCUCAAAAAUUUCUUACAUUUUUGACCUGAAUUGCUUAAAGUUGCCUGAAAAGCGCGUAGAGAACAAAGAAGAAACCCCAGUUAAUAAGGCAGAUGAGCUGCUAAAAUCCACUUAUUUGACUAUAACGACCCUGUUGGACUAUGAGGCCAAUCCGAACGCGUGUGAGGUGCCUUAUCCUCCUUUGGUGUUAUCCCUGUUUACGGAAAACGCCGAUAUAGUAAAACAGUUAUUAAGGGCAAAAGCUGAUCCUAAAGUCACCAUCGAAGAAGACCUCACUUGCUUGCAUAUAGCAGCCUCACUACCGCCUACGGAGAACAACAUUGAGAUCUGCCAGGUGUUGGUUAAGUACGACUGCGACCCCAACAAAAAAACCUUACCGACCCACUGGGAAGACAAACGAACCACCUACACCGGACCCCUGCUUGAAAUUUUCCAAAUUCAAGAUACAGGCAAAAACCCUUUGCACUUACUGUGCAUGAGGUCAGACUUCGGGUACGAUACAAGCGACUAUUUUCAAAACGUAGCUAAGAUCCUGAUUGACGCUCAUAUUGACGUAACGGAGAAAUACUUGGGUCACACCCCUCUGUCUUUGGCAGUACUAUCCGGUAACAUAAAACUGGCCAAGUGCUUACUGAAGUCGAACCUAUUCAACCCUUAUGAACCCUUAGAGUAUUGUAUGGGAAACAUUUUGACCCUCUAUGCUCUAAAGCGCUUCGAAAACAGUUUAUCCAUUGAGCAAGUUAAGGCAAUGCUCGCAGCAUUGGUGGAACUUAACGUGAAUGUUCUGUACGAGGUGGAAGAUGCCGAAAACGCCAUCGUUUUUGUCGAGGACUUUGACACUUUCCUGGAACAGCUGGAUCAAGGCGAGAAAAAGACAAAAAAAUCAAAAAAGAAGGAGAAACACUCUCAGCGUGAGGUUAUCAUAGACUUCUUAAAAAUAUUAGCCAGACAGACUAUCGUGAAGCGAAUCCAACUGAAGGUGGUGCAAAUGCUCAUAAUGUUCACUGAAGAAGGAAUCCCCCUGGAAGAUUCCGAUAUAUGUAAAACGCUCGUCUCGGAGUUCCUGACCCCCGCAGAGGUCAUUAAAAACGUCGAGAUCAUUUUUGUCACGAGGACUUUCGGGAAGGACCGACUUAAGGCGCGAAAAUUAAAAGAACUAGUGGCUUUCGCCGAUUUACAUAAGAAACCCGUCAAAGGGCUAAUAAAGCAGCAGAAGAAGAAGAAAGGCAACGCGAAAGACCCACCGAAAGAAGAGAGAUCGAAAUACAGUUUGGACACCAUCGAUUCGUUGAGCACCGAUUUGGAGUUGAUCAGCAAGAGACAGUGUUAUGUGCAUCCAGUGUAUCUCACUAUACCAGGGUUAGACGACCCACUAAAGUACAAAGUCUGUUUCCACUGCCUCAGAGGCAAAGAAAAACGUUUAAAGGUCUGCCCCCGUUGUCAACUGAUCUACUUCUGCUCCCUCCAAUGCAAUAAGUCCAACUUGAAGGUGAAAAGUCAACACGGUUGUAACCUAUUGUUCUACGAGAUGUCCGACAUCCAGAUUGAGGAAGUCACUAAGGGGGUGUGUCUGGAAGAUUUGGUGCUGAAGUUGGAGGAGCACUGCGAAGUUCGUCUGAACGAGGCGCGUUACGCCAGGCUGGUGGAGCAGGAGGAUAAAUUGUUGGCGAUGUGGAGGGCGGACACUUACGGCACGAAGUUUAUGAAUUUGAUGCCGCUGUUGGAGGAAGCCGAACGAAAGGCCACUGGACAGUACAUAACGUGGAACGUGGUCCUACUGAAAUCAAUUCUGGAAAGAAGUUUUAAAACGGAUCCAGGCGACAUUUCCGUUUACGCGAUCGAUAAUUUGCUGUUAAAACUGAAACGUAGUCAACGGCUGCAUGAUUUGAAGGAAGAAGAGGUUGCUAGACCCAGACAGAGCAUGCGUCGCAGUACCAUAGGUGGUGGAAGUACAAUAAAAAGUCUAAUAUUCCAAGAUUUUAUCACAAGAAACGUUGAAGACACAAAAAAGGACCGCACAAAGGGUGUAAAAAACGCCGGUUCUCCUAAAAGAGGCACUGAACCACAGAAACCCAAAGAAAAAACCCAGAUGGGCAAAUGUGACACCGAAGGUAAAUUUCCGAAGCAACUGAAACAGAAACAACAAGACCACGAAGGGCUCUCGGUGUUAAAGAGAAUGCGAAAAAUCCCUUCGAGAUAUCGCCGAUUCAUCGAGAUCGUCAGUUUGUACUUUCCCGAGGUCGAUUUCUCGUUUUGGCUUUUACCUUAUGCUUGUUACAGUGACGGUCAGAUGUAUUAUAAAUUUUGUACGAAAUUUUUUAAAGAAAGUUACAGUAUGGCGUAGAA